AUGGUCCACCUCUCGGCAGCACUGCUGGGUGCUUUGUUACUCACAUGCAGUGUCACCGCUGAUACCGACUACACCGCAGUCUGUCAAGACAUUGCAAGCAAUGUGUCUCAAGCAACUGAUGUGGUCUACCCGAGUUAUUACAACGCCGCCACCCAACACUGGUUUCUCUCUUCGAACGGGGACGCAGCUUGCGCCGUUGAAGUGGGAUCGGUCGAGGACGUUGCGCUAGUCUUGCAGAUUGUUGGUGCCACCCGCACACCCUUUGCCGUGUACUCGGGCGGACACGCAUCGAACCCUGGGUUCUCUAGCACAUCUGGUGUGCACAUCACGCUCAAGCGUUUCAACCAGAUCGAUCUGUCUGAGGAUGGCAAGAUUGUCACCCUCGGCUUUGGUCAGGGAUGGACCGAUGUCUAUGAUGCUCUCGAGGGCACCGGGGUAAACGUCGUUGGUGGAAGAGUCCCCGGGCCAGGUGUUGGCGGGUUCACGCUUGGUGGAGGGUAUUCCUGGUGGAAUGGCACAUUCACCAAGGCGUCGGAUGGGCAGAACCCUGAUCUGUUUUUCGCGCUCAAGGGAGGCCUGAACCGGUACGGGAUCGUGACCUCGGCCGAGUUCUACACGCACCCGCAGCCCGCCCUAGUCUGGGGUGGCCUCCGCGCGUACUCUGCGAGCCAGGUUCCUGCAUUCCUCAACGCAACCGAACGCUUCUUCUACGAGAACGAGGACCCAAAGGCAGGGCUGCUCACGACACUUCAUGGUUCAGCCUUAGGUACAACUGCUCUGGGCCUCUUCUUUUAUGACGGACCGGAAAAGCCCGAGAUUUUCGACAUGUUCGACGGGCUUCUGGCCACUCUCGAUAGCACGGGUAGAAAGCCGUACAGAUCGCUCAUCGGCAGUUUCCCAGCCCAGCUCAUCUUGAACCACCGGGGCACCUUCGCUACCUUUUCUACUACCAAACUUACAGCUCGCUUUAUGGAAGCUGUUCGGCAAGAGGCAGAGGACAUUGGAAAGGUCUCCGCUUUGCAUGGCGGCUACAUAGUUUCGUAUGACAUAGAACCGUUUACGAACUACGGCGAGCAUGCAACACAAGGGGCGAUCCCGCAUGAUGAUUCACUUCUUCCGCUCAACCUGCACUUUGCGUGGGUGAAACAAAGCGAAGAUGAGUGGUGGUACGCUCGCAUACGCCAAUCGCUGGCGACAUUGAAGCUCGUCGCCAUGGGGGAAGGAAUUUACCAAGCUACAUUUCCGGAAUACUCGAAUUACGCCCUCUCUGACACCACCGCUGAGAGGCUAUACGGGGAGAACGUCCAUCGUUUGCGACAGAUCAGGGACCGGAUAGAUCCCGACCGGGUAAUGGAGUUGGCAGGGGGUACAUCCCUCACAACCCCCCACAAAAUGUUCUACCAACCCGGCAAAACCCCCCAUAGCCUCCCCUCCGACCCCUUCAAAGCCUGCCUAAUCCCGCGCCCCAUCGGCUGGAUCUCCACCACCUCCGCCAUCCCACCGCCCACCCCCUCCCAACCCAACCCCCAACCACGCCACAACCUAGCCCCCUACAGCCAGUUCGCGCCCUUAACCUUCGACCCGCCCUACGUGCUCUUCGCGGCCAACCAGGACCCGCGCACGGGCGCCCGCAAGGAUACCGUGCGCAACGUCGAGGCCACGGGCAAGUUUGUGUGGAACUUGGCGACGUAUGAGCUCAGGGAGGCGGUCAAUCAGACGGCGAGGCCGCUGCCGGAGGGGGAGGACGAGUUUGUGUGGGCGGGGUUGGAGAAGGAGUUUACGAGGGGGUUGCCGGGGGAUGGUGGUGAAGAUGGGGAUGGGGAUGGAGGUGGUGGUUGUGAUGAGGGGGAAGGUAACGGGGGAGGGAACCCCGUGCCGAUGGUCAAGGCGAGUCCGGUCAAGUUUGAGUGUGUGUAUCACUCGACGGUGAGGCUGCCUGGGAAUGGGCCCGUGGGGAGCGUGGAUUUGGUGAUUGGGAGGGUGGUAGGGGUGCAUAUUGCUGAGUGGGCGCUUGAUGAGAGGGGCCGGUUGGAUGUUAGGAAGACGCGGCCGAUUGCGAGGUGUGGGUAUUUUGAGUAUGCGGUUAUUGGGGGGGAGGGAACUAUCUUUGAGAUGGUUAUCCCGGGGGCCGAUGAAGUGAUGCUGGCGGCGAUGCAGGGUGAUAAGCAAAGGGUGGAUGAGGGGUGGGACAGGGUGAAGGCGAAGUUAUAA
This is a messenger RNA of Chaetomium fimeti, 2211 nucleotides long. RefSeq lists its product as uncharacterized. Gene Ontology annotation, molecular function: FMN binding; oxidoreductase activity; FAD binding. NCBI's taxonomy places the organism in Eukaryota, Fungi, Ascomycota, Sordariomycetes, Sordariales, Chaetomiaceae. The coding region runs from base 1 to 2211 and encodes 736 amino acids. The record is from RefSeq and is a predicted model, not a curated record. The transcript has 8 exons.